AUGCCUAUAAGUGUGAAGGAAUGUGCUAAAAGGGCUAGGGAAUUAUAUCAGAAGCAGGAAUUUGAACAAUGCUUAGAGAUCCUCAAGCCAGCUUUUGAGGAAGGAGUUGCCAAUACAAAUAUUGCCUGCCUUCUUCUUGCAUCUGCUUGCUAUGAUAAUCUCAAAUACGAAGAUAAAGCUGUUGAUGCGGCCCAUAGGGUUCUUAUAAUUGAUCCCAAGAACGUCCAGGCAUGGCUUGGUCUUUCACAAUUCUGCAUGAAGAAUACAGACCGUUUCUAUAUGCUUGCUGCACAAUGCUUCUUGUUUCUUAUUCCACACUUUUCAAGUGAAAAGAAUGCUAAGAAACACAUCGAAUGCCUAUCAAAUCUAAUUCAACUUAUAGUUCGCUAUCGGCUUGAAUUCCCCCCUGGUCUGCAACCUCUGAAAGAUAUCUGCAAUGCUGUUCUCGCUGGAGAUAAUGCUAACCCAUAUGCACUUGAGGCGAGACUUCGGCUUAUGGUUGAGUCGGCACUAUGUAAGCUUUAUAGCACCUUUAACAAAAUUUCGGGCUUUUCAUCAUAA
This is a messenger RNA of Rodentolepis nana, 561 nucleotides long. NCBI's taxonomy places the organism in Eukaryota, Metazoa, Platyhelminthes, Cestoda, Cyclophyllidea, Hymenolepididae. The record is from the annotation of a GenBank genome assembly.